GUUUCAAGAGGACCCUCCCCCCUUUUUUUUUUAGGUAACAAGCAAAAAUGUCUGUAUCUGAACAAGAACAGUUUUCACAAGACGAAUACGAAACCAACUCUGAAGAUUACGAAGAGUCAGACGAAGACGAUGAUAAUGUAGAUGAACCGAAAUUAAGAUACAGAAGAGUGGGUGCGAGUGUGAAAGAAAUACUCGAUAAAGACACUGCUUCCACCAUUCGUGUUUCUGGCAAGUUUUUAGCUCUUGGCACUCAUUGGGGUGCUGUUCACAUUCUUGAUUUCGAAGGCAACCUCAUUAAAAGUUUCAGGAACCAUUCUGCUACUGUGAACGACAUUUCCAUUGAUAAAUCAGACGAGUUUGUUGCAAGUGCUUCUGACGAUGGUCUCGUCUAUAUCUAUGCAUUGUAUACGGGCGAAAUUCAGCAUUACAACUAUAAAAGACCUGUAAAAUCAGUCGCACUGGAUCCAGACUAUGCGCGUAAAAAAACCCGACAAUUUGUUUCUGGUGGUAUGGCAGAACAAUUGAUCAUGAAUGAAAAAGGCUGGUUGGGAAAUAAGGAUAUUGUACUACAUGCAAAUGAGGGUCCUAUCUAUGCAAUUCAAUGGAGAAAUAAUUUCAUUGCUUGGGCAAAUGAUACAGGCGUAAAAAUUUAUGAUACAACAACAAAUGUACGUAUCACUUACAUUGAUCGACCUGAAGGCAGUCCAAGAGCAGAUCUGUACAAGUGUAGAAUGUGUUGGAAAAACGAUACAACAUUAUUGAUUGGUUGGGCAGACACUGUUAAAGUUGCCGUCAUUAAAGCAAAGUCAAAUCCAAUUCAAGGUCAACCUUCUCAUUUUGUAGAGAUUACUACCAUCUUUCAAACAGAUUACAUGAUCAGUGGUAUUGCUCCAUUCAAUGACACACUAAUGCUUUUAUCUUAUUUUUUGGAAGAUGAAGUGGAGGACGAAUCAAAUAUGGGACGUAAACGUUUAGCGGCAAAACCAGAGUUACACAUCAUCAAUGCAGACAAUGAAGAGAUCUCAGCAGACGUACUUGCGCUUCAUGGAUAUGAACACUACCAAGCCAAUGACUAUGUGCUGGAAUUUUUGAUGGAGGAAGACAUGUUUUAUAUAAUGGGACCCAAAGAUAUCAUUGCUGCAAGGUCAAGAGAUGAAGAUGAUCAUAUUGAAUGGUUAUUGGAACAUGAAAAAUUCGGUGAAGCUCUUUUUGCUGUUCGACUUGCGGUCAAUAGUAAAAAGUUUAAUGAAGAUGAUAUCGGUCAAACUUAUUUGAAAUGGCUCAUGUCUGAAAAGAAAUUUGAAGAAGCUGCCAAAAAUUGCCCUGAUAUUUUAAAGGACGAUAAAACACUUUGGGAAGAUUGGGUGUUCAAAUUUGUUGAAUUGGGUGAAUUAAAGGCAAUGACUCCCUAUAUACCCAUCAAGGAUCCUCAAUUGAGCAGUACGGUGUAUGAAAUUGCCCUUGCUUGGUUUUUGAAAAGUGAUCAUAUUGCUUUAAGGAAUACAAUUCGUAAAUGGCCAAAGAACUUGUAUAAUUUAUCAAACGUCAUUGUUGCCGUGGAAGAUUAUAACAAGAAGGAUAGUAAUGAUGAAGUACUGCUCGAAUGUCUUGCUGAUCUUUACACAUACAAUAAUCAGCCCGAUAAAGCAAUCGAAUACAAUCUCCGUCUACGCAGACCUAAUGCAUUCGAAUUGAUCCAAGAAUACAACAUGUUUGAUGCAGUCAAGGAUAAGGCUGUUUUGUUAAUGGAAUUUGAUCAGCAUCUACUGGAAAAGGAAGAAAAUCAUACGAAACCUAGUAAGAUGCCUGCGGUCCAAUUAUUGGUCAAGAAUACAGACGCGAUUCCUCCCGAAAAAGUGGUCAAACAACUUCGCCGUCACAGACAAUUCCUGCAUAUUUAUUUGGAUGCACUAUUUGAUCGUGAUCAUCAUCUUGGGUUCGAAUUUCAUGAUCUUCAAGUUGAAUUAUAUGCAGAAUUUGAUUAUCCAAAGCUAUUGGAAUUUUUGCGUGCAAGUCAUUAUAUCUCAUUGGAAAAGGCAUUCAAAGUGUGUGAAAAAAAGGAUUUGGUGCCUGAAAUGGUGUUUAUCCUCGGUCGAAUGGGCGAUAAUAAAAAAGCAUUAAUGUUGAUUAUUGAAAGAUUAGGCGAUGUUCAACGAGCAAUUGACUUUGCAAAAGAGCAAAAGGAUGAUGAUCUUUGGGAAGAUUUGCUCACAUAUUCCAUGGAUAAGCCUAAAUUUAUUCGUGGAUUGUUGGAAAAUGUCGGCACUGAAAUCGAACCUUUAAGACUGAUUCAACGUAUCCCUGAUAAUCUUGAAAUUCCUGGGUUAAAAGAAUCUUUACUGAAGAUUUUACAAGAUUACAACCUACAAAUGUCUUUGCAUGAAGGAUGCGAAAAGAUCUUGGUCAGUGAUAGUGUGUUUUUGGCAGAUAAAAUGUACAAGGCACAUAAGCGUGGCGUAAACUGUAAUCAGGAGAUGCUGUGCAGUAUAUGCGAUGAGCCUGUAUUUGAUGAAGUGAAUGUAGAAGAUAUACCCAAUUCAAUCAUAUUCUUUUGUAGACAUGCUUACCAUGAAAGCUGUUUGAUACCCAAUACACAUGGUAUUGAAGCCAAUGGUGAUAACCCAGGCAGUCUAACAAGUAAAGUGAAUCAAUCUGCGCUGUUGAAAUCUUCUCAAAAUAUGGGAUGCCCAUUAUGCAGAGAACAAGCAGCUGGUGGAAACGCAUUUGUAAAUAGAAUGAAAUCCACAAAACAUGGCCCUAAUCGCGGAAGAGUUUCCUCGCCUCAAUCACCUCGAGCAGACAGUAUUCGAAGUUUUGGCACUGUCCAUUAAAAAGUAUAAUAUUAUUAUUUUUUGUAGUAAAAGCUACGUUUAAUUUUUUAUUUAAGCAUGAUUUAAUAAAAAAAAAAGAGGUAGUAGUAA
Molecule: messenger RNA, 2921 nt
Organism: Mucor mucedo
Lineage: Eukaryota; Fungi; Mucoromycota; Mucoromycetes; Mucorales; Mucoraceae
Exons: 8
Coding region: 48-2831 (927 amino acids)
Biological process (GO): macroautophagy; protein targeting to vacuole; cellular response to starvation
Cellular component (GO): late endosome; HOPS complex
Molecular function (GO): protein binding
Source: RefSeq, a predicted model, not a curated record